UUCGCUUGUCCACGUAUCUCCUGCCAACGCCGAUUCAAAACCAGUGAUGAGGCGUUGCGUCACGCUGAAGACCCCUCGCAUGCCCCAGGGCCCAAAUACUAUGCAUGUCCUUCUCCCAACUGUCACAUGACUGCGGUAGGGAGAGGUAUGUCUAGGCCGGAGUUAAAGGAGCACUGGAAGGUCCAUGUUAGAAGAGGGCACGUUUCAUCAAAAGCAAAGCUUGAGUAUAACCCUAUGGAAGCAAUAGUAGUCCGCAGGUUGUCCUUGUAUGACCGAAUUCACCAAUACGCCGGAGAGUCUCUCUUGAACAUGGACGAUGAAGACACCAAUAUUUCGGGUAUAGAGGAGCUGUAUCUGGAUGAAGAUCUAGAGACCCAAGAUUUGGAUCUUACGAACGAAGCCGAUCUCAAGUCUUUAGAGAUCGACAACGAAAAGCUUUUCACGGAAGGCCAUCGUUCCAUUGUCAUGUCGCAAAAUGCAGAAUAUAUUUGGCAUGCAUGUUUGGCCACGUUUCUGAUCUCUACAAAGGGGACAUGCGUUCUUGUGCUCUUGGUAGACAUCACCACUCGGAUAUGUCUUAUGGGGUUUAAUAGGAAUAUCCUGCCUCACUGGAUCAAGGACAGAAGGAUACGAGCUUGUUAA
This is a messenger RNA of Fusarium redolens, 642 nucleotides long. RefSeq lists its product as uncharacterized. The transcript has a single exon. NCBI's taxonomy places the organism in Eukaryota, Fungi, Ascomycota, Sordariomycetes, Hypocreales, Nectriaceae. The annotation marks the transcript as partial. The record is from RefSeq and is a predicted model, not a curated record.